Messenger RNA from Panthera uncia (snow leopard), 1714 nucleotides. RefSeq names its product opticin (gene OPTC). Lineage: Eukaryota; Metazoa; Chordata; Mammalia; Carnivora; Felidae. Bases 8 to 1009 code for a protein of 333 amino acids. Gene Ontology annotation, molecular function: protein binding. The transcript has 6 exons. The record is from RefSeq and is a predicted model, not a curated record.
GGUCCCCAUGAAGCUCCUGGCUUUCCUGAGCCUGCUGGCCCUGGUGCUGCUAGAAGCAGGGACAGCUUCUCCCCCAAAGGGGAGGAAGAGGAGAGACCCGACGAACGAGGAAGGAGAUUCUUACGAGGUCCUCAAUCUGGGGAACUACGUCCCUGACCUGGACAACUACGAUGAGGUCAUUGACCUGAGCGACUAUGAAGGGCUCAUGGAUUAUGAGGACCAGCUCCCUGAGGUCAAAGCAGGAUCCAGCCUGGAUCCUCCAACCAGGAUCGGUUCCACUCAGAGCACGGUGAAUCCAAGGACACUCUCGUCAAAGCCCACCAUGGCCAAGCCUACUAUGCUGGGCCUCCCAGGCUCCCCAAGCAGCCACGCUGAGCCAGGCCUGCCUACCUGUCUGGUAUGCGUGUGCCUUGGUUCCUCCGUGUACUGCGACGAUGCUGACCUGGAGAGCAUCCCGCCUCUCCCCAAGACAACCACUUACCUGUACGCCCGCUUCAACCGCAUCAGCCGGAUCCGAGCUGGAGACUUCAAAGGGCUGACAAAACUGAAGAAGAUCGACCUUUCCAGCAAUUCCAUCUCCUCCAUUGAUGAUGAUGCCCUCCGCCUGCUGCCUGCCCUGCGGGACCUGAUCCUCCCAGAGAACCAGCUGGCCGCUCUGCCCGUGCUGCCCGCUGGCAUCGAGGUCCUGGACGUCCGCCUGAACCGGCUCCAGAGCUCCGGAAUACAGCCCGAAGCCUUCAGGGGGCUAGAGAAGCUGCAGUUCCUCUACCUGGCUGACAACUUGCUGGACUCCAUCCCCGGGCCCCUGCCCCCCAGCCUGCGCUCACUGCACCUGCAGAAUAACAUGAUAGAGACCAUGCAGAAAGACGCCUUCUGUGACACUGAGGAGCACAAACACAGCCGGAGGCAGCUGGAAGACAUCCGCCUAGACGGCAAUCCCAUCAACCUGGGCUUCUUCCCCAGCGCCUACUUCUGCCUGCCUCGCCUCCCCACCGGCCGCUGCUGCUAGCUCACCGCUCCCCGUGCGGCGGGAAGGGUGCGGGCCUCGCCUCCACGCGGUGGUCUGUCAUCCAGGCCGGAAUCGGCCCCCUGAUCCAGUUGCAAAACUCACCCUCGCCCCCUGCCCCCACGGGCUGCACACGCGCACGCACACACACACACAUGCAUGCACACAUAGAUACACACACACACACACAGACAUAUAGACGUGCACGCGGAAACAUAGACAUACACACAUACACACGGACACACACGCGGGCACACGGACACAGACACGCACACAGACACACACGCGAAAGCGUCCCGCAGUAGCCAAAUUUGCAUUUUCUCAUUCUCUUUCCUUAGCACCUUAUGGCUCCUGACUCAGAAAAUAGCAGCGUCUGGAGCAAAGCUCACUCCCAUAUUCGCCAUCCGUCCUACCCACACAGAAUGCCGGGAAGUCAUGGACGAGGAAGAGGAGGAGGAGGAGGAGAGAAAGAAGGGGGAAGUGGGAGAAGCAAUGGCAUGCGGGAGCCAGCUCUUACUACGAGGCUUACAGAACCAAUUAUUACACUUCCCAGACUUUUGUAAGCCAGUGGCCGAACAGGGCUUUCAUUCAGGAUUACAUUAUAAGCUCGCAUUUAGAUAUAUGAUGUUGAAAGCACAUGUAAUAAAUACUCAAACUCAUGACUUCCCAAUUAUUUUACUAGUAAGCAAUAAGUUCUUGAACUUACUC